ACACACACACACACACACACACAAACUCAGAGUCCCCACCUCAUACUUGAACCUCUGUUAUAUGGACUGUCAGCUGUCAGGAAGGCAGAAUCUCAUCUGUAGUAGGGCUGAUACAACCGGGAAGCAUGGUGAGAGGGGUACUUGUCGUUCCUCUGGGGCUGCUGGUUUGGUUCUGCUGUGGUUCCAUGGAUGCUGUGCAUGGGGGGAAAGUGUUGGUCAUGCCUGUGGAUGGAAGUCAUUGGCUCAGCAUGAAAAUUUUGGUGGAAGAGCUCUCCAGACGUGGCCACGAGAUGGUAGUCCUGGUUCCAGAGACCAGCAUCCUCAUCCGAGGCUCUGACACCUACACGACUCAGACCUUUCACGUCCCCUACACUGCAGAUGAGCUGAAUAGCAAUUUGGACAAACUAAAGGAAGGAGUGUUCCAGAAACCCGAGCUGUCGGACGUCGUGGUUAAUGUAGAGCGUCUGCUGAAUUUCACUACAAUGCAGGUGAAAGGCUGUGAGGGCCUCCUGUAUGACGAGCCUCUGAUGAAGCAGCUACGCGAGAAAGGCUUUGAUAUCCUGCUUACCGACCCUUUUCUGCCCUGUGGCUCUAUCAUUGCCGAUGCUUUCUCACUUCCUGCCAUCUAUUUCCUGCGAGGGAUUCCCUGUGGCCUUGACUUAGAUGCAGCCCAAUGUCCCUCUCCCCCUUCCUUUGUGCCUCGUUUUUUUACAGACAACACGGACGUCAUGAAUUUCCCACAGAGAGUGAAAAACAUGCUCAUGACUGGCGUGGAGAUUUACCUUUGUAAGAAACUUUUCGCUAGCUUUGAUGAACUAACUAAAAGGUAUCUACAGAAGGAUAUGACAUACAAAGAGCUCAUUGGCAAUGGUGCAAUAUGGCUGAUGAGAUAUGAUUUUACCUUUGAGUAUCCCAGACCAUUAAUGCCCAACAUGGUCCAGAUUGGUGGUAUCAACUGUGCCAAGAGAAAGGCUAUUCCAACGGAUUUGGAGGAGUUUGUGAAUGGGUCUGGUGAUGCUGGCUUUGUGAUCUUCACACUCGGAUCCAUGGUUUCACAAAUGCCCGAGGCUAAAGCUCGAGUAUUCUUCGAAGCCUUUAGACAGAUCCCUCAGAGAGUUCUGUGGAGAUACACAGGACCAGUACCAGAAAAUGCCCCAAAGAAUGUGAAAGUGAUGAAGUGGCUACCACAGAAUGAUUUACUGGCCCACCCCAAGGCAAGGGCCUUUAUCACUCAUGGUGGAACUCAUGGAAUCUAUGAAGGAAUCUGUCACGGGGUGCCUAUGUUGAUGAUCCCACUAUUUGGUGAUCAGGGUGACAAUGUACAGCGCAUGGUUUCCCGCGGCGUCGCAGAAUCCUUACGGUUUUAUGAUGUCACCACAGAAAGUUUGCUAGCAGCACUUAACAAGGUCAUCAACGAAAAAAGUUACAAAGAGAAAAUGACAAAGCUUUCCAAAAUCCACAAUGACCGUCCCAUUGAACCCCUUGACCUGGCAGUUUUCUGGACUGAAUUUGUCAUGAAACACAAAGGGGCAGAACACCUGAGGCCAGCUGCUCAUGAGCUGAACUGGAUCCAGUACCACAGCCUGGAUGUCAUUGGUUUUCUCGUCCUCAUUCUAGUGACUAUAAUUUUGGUGACUGUUAAAAGUUGUAUGUUUUGUUUUAGGAAGUGCAUGAGGAAAACUUCAAAGAAGAAAAAGGAGUAGAUGAAAGUGUGCUUUCAAAAAACUGUAUGUGCGACCGUGUGUGAAUGUGUACGUAGAGCAAGAUUAUAUAUUGCUGUUGAUCUUGAAAACAUGUUAAAAUAGCCUAACAACUGUAACAUGCCCUGAAGUCAUAUCAGGAGAAGUAAAAUGAAACAUCACCAGAUGCUCAUUGAGGGAAAACAAUGAAUGAUUUCAUGCUUACUUAAUGCUUUUGUACGGUUAUUAUGAGGGUGAAAUAGGGACAUCCUACACACAUUAUAUGUGUAUAAGGCUUAAAAUAGUGGUGACUAGGGACAGAAAGAUAGGGAAGCUCAAGGGUAGUCAAUAGCACACCUGAAUGUGAUAUGAAGACAAAAGUCUAUGGACUUUUGAUAUUUUAGUUUGCAAGCAGCAUGGGGGGGGGGGGGGGGGGGGGGGUACAAGAGAAGGCUCAAAUUAACUGUAAGGAUGGGUCAUUCAUACUCCUGUAGUAAAUAUACAUAUCCCCACCCCCUGAGCUACUUGCAAACUAAGAUGUGGUGAAACUUUAUAUAAUGUAUUUUGCUCUUUAAAAAAAAAUCAAAUCAACAAAAACAAACAAACAAACUGUUGUUCAAGAUCUAUCAUUUUAAUAAAGAAAUUUUGUUUUCCACCUCAUAAUGUUA
Messenger RNA from Chanos chanos (milkfish), 2347 nucleotides. RefSeq names its product UDP-glucuronosyltransferase. The transcript has 5 exons. Gene Ontology annotation, molecular function: UDP-glycosyltransferase activity. Bases 126 to 1703 code for a protein of 525 amino acids. Lineage: Eukaryota; Metazoa; Chordata; Actinopteri; Gonorynchiformes; Chanidae. The record is from RefSeq and is a predicted model, not a curated record.